AUGAGUAAUAAUUAUUUUAAUAAUGAAGCUCCUCCUGAUAAUAUAAAUAACCUGAGUUAUGAUGAGGGAUUAGCGCAGCAGAACAAUUUUACAGAUAAUGAUGAAGAAAUAUUUUCAUCUUUUUUUUCUGAUAACAAGAAAAAUAUAUGCCUUCCAAAAAGUUUAAGGGAGCACAUGAUCAUUGAAUAUACAGCAAUAUUUGUUAACAUUGAAGGAGAUAUUGCUGAAUUUUAUUUAAAAUUAAACAACGAUGUAUUAAUAAAAUUUCCGUUCUUGCAUGUAGAUCAUCCGUUACAUAAUUAUUACGAAUUUGUUAAGUCAAAUACGAAUAAAAGGUUGAUAAAAAAAUAUCCUAAAAUUAUUCCAAGCCCUUUAAAAGACUUAUUUCAAUAUGUUACUGAUUUAGAAAAUGCAAAAGUCGUGAAUAAUGAAAUUAAAAGUAAAAAAUUAAAAGAAAAACAAAUGGACAAUGUAAAAAAUAAAAAAGAAAAGAAACAAAUAUCUAUGAAGCAAAAAGAGAAUCAGUCUUAUUCUUCCCUUUUUAUGAGAUAUAUGCAGUCUGAUGAUGAAAACAGUAACGCAUCAGUAGAAAAUGAUAAAAACGAACAAAAUGAUAAAGAUACACUUAGCAAUGAAAAUAUGAUGGAAAUAGAUAAUAUUAUUAAAAAAUUAAAAGAUAAAAAGGAUAAGUCGCCUAUACAGACAGCAAGAUUUUAUCUUCAAUGUAUUGAAAAAUUGAAGUAUUUACAAUAUGGGUCCAAGCAAUAUAAAUAUUUUGUACAAAAAUUAUUAUGUGAUCAAAAUGGAUUAAAUGUAAACAAUUCAGACAUUAAGUCUACAGAUUUUCUGGAAUUCCUUCUAAAAACAAAUGAACACAAAAUAAGUUUAGAUAACGUAAGAAAUGAGGAUAUAAAUGAACAACCAAAUAACCAUGAUACUGAAACAGAAAGAGAUGACCUUCAAACCAUGCAGGAUUACAGAAGAGAACGAGCUAAACUUAUCCUUCAUGGUUUUAAAAAUAAGUGA
Molecule: messenger RNA, 1026 nt
Organism: Plasmodium adleri (nom. inval.)
Lineage: Eukaryota; Apicomplexa; Aconoidasida; Haemosporida; Plasmodiidae
Product: conserved Plasmodium protein, unknown function
Exons: 7
Coding region: 1-1026 (341 amino acids)
Biological process (GO): RNA processing
Molecular function (GO): RNA binding
Source: RefSeq, a predicted model, not a curated record